AUGGCGACCACUAAGAUGGCGGUGGUGGCGAUCCUGGCGGCGCUGCUGCUGAUGGCAGCUGUGGAGCCGGCUUCGGCCACGCCGCCCAGCAUGCUGGCGGCAAGAAAGUUGCAGAUGCCUCGCCUCAUGGAUGUCUUCUUGGCAGAGUCAAAGCUGGCUUGCCUCCCAGCAGGCGGUUUUUGCAUGUUUCGUCCUAUGGAUUGCUGCGGUAACUGCGGUUGUUUAUAUCCUGCCGGGGUUUGCUACGGCACGCGGUGUGAGGAAUGA
This is a messenger RNA of Triticum turgidum subsp. durum (durum wheat), 267 nucleotides long. The record is from the annotation of a GenBank genome assembly. Lineage: Eukaryota; Viridiplantae; Streptophyta; Magnoliopsida; Poales; Poaceae.